Funneliformis mosseae is the source of this 1779-nucleotide messenger RNA. NCBI's taxonomy places the organism in Eukaryota, Fungi, Glomeromycota, Glomeromycetes, Glomerales, Glomeraceae. The record is from the annotation of a GenBank genome assembly.
AUGUCAAGCGAAGGAAGCAAUUCUGAUGCUUCACCCAUAAACAUUCCAUCGCUUCGUCAAAGACGCGGCGGAACUGGAAAUAAUCUAACAAACAUGGCAACUUCUCUAGCUGAUACAUUACAAUCAUGGACGGGAAAUUACAGUCUCACCGCAAGUACAUACAUGACCAACAAUAUCGCCGUGCCAGCUUCAUUCGUAGGAGACAACCAUGAUAAUUCUUAUUAUACUCCGGGAAGAUUUAAUCAAAAUCCGGGAUCAAUCCUUUCUUCAAAUCUAAGUUAUGUUACGGCGAAUACAACCUUCCUUUCGCCUCAUAAUCUUCCCCAAAAUUAUGGCUCAAUGGCACAGAUUAAUCGUUAUCCGAAUCUAGAUACAGUUAGCGGAAGUAUAACGGAAGAAGGAGAUUUCUUAGGAACCUCAUUUAUCAACAAUAGUCAUGGUUCUAUGUGGAGAAAUUCUGCGGAAGCUUAUAAGAAACGACCAAUGAAAAUUCCCGCCCCAAUGUCUCGAUCAGAUUCAAAGAGUUCAUACGUCUCGGUACCGUUGUCUACAGUUGAAAUACCUGACCGAGUUGGGUCAAAUUUCCGACAAUCAAUCUUCAAUUCCUGUAACGUUUUAAUCGGUAUUGGAAUUUUGACAUUACCGCUUGGAUUUAAAUAUGCUGGCUGGGCUCUUGGAAUUGCGAUUUUCUUUUCAUGUUUAAUGAUAACAAACUAUACUGCCAAGGUUAUUAAAAAAUGUUUGGAUUAUGACGAGGGAUUAUACACUUACGCUGAUAUCGGAGCGAUAGCAUUUGGUGAAAAAACGAGAAUUUAUAUCUCGGUGUUAUUCUGUCUUGAACUUAUAGCUUCGGCGGUAGCGCUCAUUAUCUUGGUUGGAGACUCAUUACACGCAAUUUUCCCAGAUGCGUCCCUAAACUUACUAAAAGUAAUCGCAUGGAUAGUCAUGACUCCAUUAACCUUGAUUGCCAUAAGAUAUCUUUCAUAUUUCUCAUUACUCGGUAUAUUAAGCGCCAUAUGUUUGGUGAAUGUUAUGAUCAUCGAUGGAUUUACAAAACAUGAAAGCCCUGGUAGUUUGAUUGAUCCUAUGGAAACCGAUAUCUUCCCUUUCCGGUGGUACAACGUGCCAAUGAGCUUUGGACUGAUCAUGGCUGGAUUCACGGGACAUGCCGUAUUUCCAAGCGUAUAUCGAGACAUGAAAAAUCCAAAGCAAUAUCCAAAAAUGGUUAAUUACACUUAUGUGCUAACAACCAUCGUGUAUUUCCUCAUGGCCGUAUGCGGUUACUUAAUGUUUGGACGUACUGUUAUGCAAGAGAUUACACAAAACAUAAUGGCAACACAAGGCUACAAUCGCAUGCUUAACCAAUUUAUAAUUUGGCUAGUGGCAGUAUAUCCGAUAGCGAAAUAUGCGUUAAUCUUGAAUCCAAUUAAUUUAACAUUUGAAAUUUAUUAUCACUCGAUUCCGCGAUUAGAAGAAUGGUGCAAUAGUGGUAGAGGACGUCGAACUGCAAUUAAAUUGAUUUCACGUAUAAUGUUAUCAACUUUGGUAUUAUUAAUCGCAAUACAAAUACCCGAAUUCGAUAGGGUUAUGGGAAUCUUGGGAAGUUUUUUCUCGUUCUUUAUAUCUGCUUUAUUUCCUUGUUCUGCCAAUUUGAAAUUAUUUGGAAGGAGGAUGAGUUGUAAAGAAAAGGCUUUGAAUAUAUUUAUUCUUAUUGUUUGUGGCAUUAUGAGUGCUUUGGGUACUAUCUGGUCUUUCUUGCCUGCUCAAAAAGGUCAUUAA